This is a messenger RNA of Nilaparvata lugens (brown planthopper), 1341 nucleotides long. It is a transcript of the gene Aldh7A1, whose product is annotated as alpha-aminoadipic semialdehyde dehydrogenase. The record is from RefSeq and is a predicted model, not a curated record. Lineage: Eukaryota; Metazoa; Arthropoda; Insecta; Hemiptera; Delphacidae. The transcript has 5 exons. Gene Ontology annotation, molecular function: aldehyde dehydrogenase (NAD+) activity. Bases 151 to 1326 code for a protein of 391 amino acids.
UGGUUCUGUUCUGAUAAGGAGCAACAGAGAAAAAAUCAAUGCGACUAGUGUAGUCUCUCAUAUCAGUUUAUGUGUUGAAUUGAAAACCACUUGUUGUAUUAUCAGUAUGAAAAUUCACACUCUUGUUUAGAGUUAGGUAGUGUUUCAAAAAUGGCUAGUCUAGCGAGUUGUAGAAGUGCGUUAAGGCAUCUGAGGAAGCUGCAUAGAUUGGAUAAAGUGAUCAGAAACACAGGUCAACGUGGAUUAGCAACAAAUGGAGAGUUUUUAAUAGAUGAUCCCAAGUAUGGAUUUUUGAGGGAGCUUGGUUUGGAGAAGAGGAAUAUAGGUGUCUACAAUGGAGAAUGGAAAGCUAAUGGAGAGGUAACCACAUCAAUUUGCCCAGCUAACGGCAAAGCAAUAGCAGAAGUUCAACAGGGAAGUGUACAAGAUUACGAGAAAUGCAUCGAGGCCGCGCAAAAUGCAUGGAUUCAGUGGGCAGAGCUGCCUGCCCCAAAACGCGGAGAAAUCGUCAGGCAAAUUGGAGAUGCUCUCAGAUCGAAGCUGGUUCCUCUCGGCAAGCUUGUCUCUCUAGAGAUGGGCAAAAUACAAGCAGAAGGCAUAGGAGAGGUGCAAGAAUAUGUGGAUAUCUGUGAUUAUGCAGUAGGACUUUCUAGGAUGUUCAGUGGCUCGAUUAUUCCAUCAGAGCGUCCUGGUCACGUGUUAUUGGAAAAAUGGAAUCCACUCGGAGUCAUAGGAGUCAUAAGUGCAUUCAAUUUUCCCAUUGCAGUUUAUGGAUGGAAUAGUGCAGUGGCUAUGGUUUGUGGUGACGCAGUCCUUUGGAAAGGUGCUCCAACAACUCCUUUGGUCUCCGUGGCAACCAGUCGCGUUGUGGCCGAAGUUCUUGAAAGGAACAAUUUACCUGGCGCAAUUUGCAGUCUGUGCACUGGAGGCAGUGAUAUUGGCGAGAGAAUUGCAUCUGAUACCAGGCUGCCUCUGGUAUCUUUCACUGGCAGUACAGCUGUUGGUCACAAGGUGGGCGUGACAGUACAAGAACGGUUCGGCAAGUCUCUCCUGGAGCUGGGAGGCAACAAUGCGAUCAUAGUGGGUGAAGACGCUGACCUAGAGAUGGUGGCCCAAUCUGUGGUGUUCGCCUGUGUGGGAACAGCUGGCCAAAGGUGUACCACAACUCGACGGCUCAUACUGCAUUCCAAGGCAAGUCUAAUCAAAUCAAAUUCAUCCACUCAAACUGCAUACAAAAUAUUCUCCAAAAUAUUAAAAAGCAAGUUUACAAGUGAACAAGAUAUACUAAUCACAAAAGUACCGUACAGUAAUAUUGUGUACUCAUAAAUUACACAAUUGUUU